GACGCUCCCCUGCUACACGCAAUGGGUACUAAACGCCUAGUGUACUAGUACCUUUUAUUGGUGUGAACCGUGCGCGCCACGGUUUGUACACGUAGUGCUAUAGAGGAAGAGAGCGCGAGAGAGUGCUGUCAAUAGUCUGUUUAGAUUUCUGCACAGUUUGAGCUGGCAGGGGAUUUACUCACCAAUUUCCAACGGACAAGGAAAGCUAUAAACUCGCACAUGCGCAUAUCGUAAAGAUCUACGCGGAUAUGUAGCCUACAUUCAUGAUUUUUACGCACAGGUGAAAAGUAAUGUUUUUCUUAUCGUAGAUUAUCCAAAGAACAUAGGAUAGUGAUAUAGUGUCAGAUCAGUGAACAUCAUAUUUAUAGCCUAGUUAUUGCACAAAUAAUUAUAGACAACACGCGGGAACACCGAUAACAGUGAAACAUGUCCAGGAAAAAGACCGUGAAAGGCAAGGGGAGCUCCAAAAGCCCGACUUCAUCUCUGAACAACAACAAAGACACCGGGAAAAGUGGGAGAGGGAUCGGAGCCGCGGCCCCAUCCAACGGAGUGGUCUAUCCGAGCCGCCCCUCGCUCAGCAACAGCGGGGAGUUUUAUGAUAUCGCUUUUAAGGUGAUGUUGGUGGGAGACUCAGGUGUAGGGAAGACUUGCCUGCUGGUUCGCUUCAAGGACGGAGCUUUCUUGGCCGGUAGCUUCAUCUCUACUGUUGGCAUCGACUUCAGGAAUAAAGUGUUGAACAUUGAUGCGCUGAAGGUCAAACUGCAGAUCUGGGACACUGCUGGGCAAGAAAGAUUCCGCAGCGUCACACACGCCUACUACCGCGACGCUCAUGGCAUGGCUGACAGAGAUCCAUGAGUACGCUCAGCAGGACGUGGUGCUAAUGCUGCUGGGGAACAAGGCUGAUGCAACACACGAGAGAGUGGUGAAGAGAGAGGAGGGAGAGAAACUGGCCAAGGAGUUUGGUGUGCCCUUCAUGGAGACCAGUGCUAAAUCUGGCCUGAACGUGGAGCUGGCAUUUACAGCUGUGGCCAGAGAGCUGAAGCACAGGUCCCUGAAGGAGCCUGAUGAACCAAAGUUUCAGCUUGAAGACUAUGUCAACAAGGAGAUGAAGACUGCUGGCUGCUGCCGCACAUAAACCUGUUCUUUCUUUCUUUCUCUCUCUCUCUCUCUCUGUGUGUGUGUGUGUGUGUGUGUGUGUGUGUGUGUGUGUGUGUGUGUGUGUGUGUGUGUGUGUGUGUGUGUGUGUGUGUGUGUGUGUAGCCUAUCGGCUAUGUGUCUGUCUGGUGUGUGUGUAUAUGUCUACCGGUGUAUAAAGUGUGUGUCUCUGUUUCCUUUUCCCUAUGUGUGUGUGUGAUACGUUUUUAACAGUGGUGGUUGUGUAUGUGUGUGUAUGGUGUACGAGUGAAUUCAUAAUGCGUUAUCUUCUGCCCCCUACUGUAUGAUAAAAGGAUGACAGUUUCAGUGCAUAGGUACAGUAAGAAUCACAGUCUAUUAGUCUAUCAAACUCAUUCAGUAAAGACCACCAAAGUAGACAUCAAACAGCAACCUGUCAAAGUACACCCACUAGAUUAAGGUGGAGCAUUUCAAGUUACAGUACCUCUGUGUCAUCUUACACAUUCUCUGAUGAUUUCUCUUCCUGGUGAUAUUUUGUGUACUCAUCCAAGUCCCCCACCCAACUGCAGAACUCUCCUGACCCACCUCUUCUUGCAGCUGUGAAUGUAUCUAAACUGUCCCCAUUUGUACCCCUUCGCUCUAUCCUCGUUGGAAUUCCUCCUUUGGAUCCAUUGGAGUCCUUCUGUGCAAUAUUACUAAGAAAGUAUGUGGUGUAUAUAUUUUAAAUGAAAUGUAUAAUCUGGAGCUUUAUAGUUUGCGUUACUUAUAAAUGGUUGUCCUGUUGAGGCCAAAUGGAACAUGGUGUCAAGUGAUGUAGAAAAUCAAGAGAUUGUCAAGUAGUAGAACAAGAAAUUGUGGGCUGUUUAUACCAUUCAAAAUGUGCAUUGAAGCAAGAUAAUAUCAAUAUGGAUCUUUGUAAUCUAUAACACUCUAUGGAAGGGUUUGUUCAAAUGUUUAAAUGUUGUUUAUGUGUUUCUGUACAGGGUGUCCAACAUCAUGUUAUUGAUAUUCUGGAGGCAAAACAUCUGUCCUGUAUUUUAAUACAGUAUUGUUCAGUAUACCUACCUUGACUUUAUUUCCGAAAUGCUACAAUUGUAUCUAUAUCAUUCUUUGUCAGAACCGUGGUAUUUUGAAGAGAUGCACUCCGCAAAUCUGACCUUCGUAUCGAUUUACAACACUUUUUAAUUCAGUGGAUUCAUCAUUCUGGAUGUAUAAAGAGAAAUGUAUGUAAUUGCCUAAUGUAAAUGAUAUUGAGUUUCAUACUGUUUUUUGUUCAUGUUUAACUGAAGUACUAUAAUGCUCAAUGAAAGAAUAUUGCUGGAAUAUUGAAUAAUGUACAGAGGACAGCAAAUCGUUCAAUGUUUUGAUUAUAGAAAAGAGUGUAAACCUACUGUACUUCUAUAAUCCACUCAGACACAGUAAGUACAUUUUUUUAAAUGUAACUUCAGUACUCACAAUAAAGUUUAAGAUGCACAGUA
Molecule: messenger RNA, 2591 nt
Organism: Salvelinus fontinalis (brook trout)
Lineage: Eukaryota; Metazoa; Chordata; Actinopteri; Salmoniformes; Salmonidae
Product: ras-related protein Rab-26
Cellular component (GO): endosome; Golgi apparatus
Molecular function (GO): GTPase activity; GTP binding
Source: RefSeq, a predicted model, not a curated record